CAUUCACCAAACAAGCUGCAUGCAAGGAAGAACAGCAAGCAGCCACUCUACCAGUUUCUCCAAACACACCAAUGAUUCUGCAGUCUGGUGUCGACUCCAACAGCUGCAAAGUCACAUGCAACAAAGAGCAGAUACGCCGUUACAGAUCGAGGUGUGAGGCUCUACAGUUCUCUGCCCAUGCGCCCGAACCCCGACGGAAAGAGACUGCCAUCUACUGGGUUUGAUGGUGACAACAUGUACAUGAAUGAAAACAACCACGAGUUCCUCCCGCCCGCCCAGCAGAGCUACACAGGUCAGACUGGUGGUGGUGGAGGUGGAGGAGGUGGAGGAGGAGGAGGAGGUGGCAGCGGUGGAGGCAGCGGCUCGGCAAGUGGUAACGGAGCCGGGGACGAAGACUACGAGAUCCCCCCCAUCACUCCGCCCAACCACCCGGAGCCUCCUCUUCUUCACCUGAUGGAGCAUGACUCGGCGGGCUACCUGUGCCACUCGCUGUCACAUAACGGCCUCAUCAACCCGUACUCGUACCCGGAGCUGCCCACGCUCAUGAUGUCCAACAUGCUGGCGCAGGACGGACAACUGGUCUCCAGCCAGAUGCCCUCAAUGCACGAGAUGGCUUUGCACCACCACCACCACCACCAACAACAACAACAUCAUCAACACCAUCACCAGCACCCAGACGCCGUUCGUUACGAGCACGCUCGUCACCACCACUCCCUGAUUAACAGCUCACCUCCGAUACUGUCCAACCCCAUGAGCGCGCUGUCCCAGCUUAACCCUCAGUUCAGCCGGAGCGCACUGCCCCACGGUUCCCCCUCACCUCCUGGGAGUAAAUCGGCUACACCUUCCCCUUCCAGCUCCAAUCAGGAGGAGGAGACUGAUACUCAUUUGAAGAUCACGGGCGAGAAACGACCAUCUUCCGAGAUGAUGAAGCCCAAGCCCAAGCCGCAGAAGAAGAAGAAGAAGAAGGAUCCCAACGAGCCCACGAAGCCCGUGUCUGCGUACGCCCUGUUCUUCAGAGACACCCAGGCGGCCAUCAAGGGACAGAAUCCCAACGCCACCUUCGGGGACGUGUCCAAGAUAGUCGCGUCCAUGUGGGACGGACUGGGAGAAGAGCAGAAGCAGAACUACAAGAGGAAAACGGAGGCUGCAAAGAAGGAGUACCUGAAAGCAUUGGCUGCCUACAGAGCCAGUCUGGUUUCCAAGACGUACAACGACCCCACGGAGCCGAAAAGUGCCCAAACAGGCCAGGCCUCCCCGCACAUGAUGCCAACCAACCCGUCCCUGUACAGCGUGCCACACCCACCCCAGCCGUCGUCCCCCUACCUGGGUCCCGGCGCCUUCCCCCUCGCAGACCUGCAGAGCUACGCGGGCCACGCCCCUCGCCACGCCCUCUCGCAGACGCUCAGCCAAUCGCAGAUGCUGCCCAGCAUUAGUGCCUCUCCCCCUUCCCCCUUCCAGAUCAGCCCGCCCCUUCACCCCCACCAGCAGCUGUCCCUGCACCAGAGCUCGCUCCUCAACCAGCCGAUCCGCAUGCAGCAGGUCCAGUCCCAGCCAAUCAUCUCCCACCAGAUGGGACUGCAGGCCUCCCUCCACUCCCCGCCCCCCCCUGGCCAGCAGGCGUACUCCCACCUCCAGUCAGAGUAUCAGAAGAGCAUCGGAGGCUCCCAGUCUCCAGGUGCACCUGGUCCUGGUCCUGGCCAUGACUGGGACAGUGAAUACUGCAACAGGGAGUGUGGCAACCACUGCAGUGGCAGCAUGAUCGGCAGGGACAAGCCCCUCUACCUCACCUGAGCCUCAUCAAACAGCAAGGCGGCGACCAAGCGAGGAGUCCACUCUCACCCUCUCCGUGACCCCCCCCUCUGACACGCGUGUACAUACGUUACAUACUUUCUUUAGUUCUCCUCUCGCGACGGGGACUUUUGGGACGAGAGCGACUUUUUCCCCAUAUUAGCCUGUGGUUUGAAGUCGCCUGAUGCACUUAAGAAGCCCCGCCCCCUCCCCUUUCCGACCCCUCCACUCUGGUAGCUGGGCUGUAGAGCGCUCCUCUUUUGUGUCCCCUCAGGGACCCCCAUCCAGCUUUAAUUAGAGUGCACAGGAAAACAUUACUUUCUUGUUCUCCUUACUCUUUUAUUUAUUUCCGCUUUGCAAAGUUGCCCCUCGUACUGAACAGAGAUCUUUACUUCGAUUAGUUCUUUUGUUUUUUUUUUGCUUAAGGGUCUGCAAGAAGUGACAGAAAAAAGAAAAAAGCAGCGGGGGAAUUGAAACUAAAUAAUCGUAUUUUUUUUUGUUUUAUUUGAAAUAUUAAAAGACCCGUGGAGGUCGUCUGAGCUGUCACAGUGUGAUUGUAAAUACAACUUUUAUGGGAUCAAUUCAAAGGAAGUCCACAUCGAGUUUGUUCUUCUUCUGCAAAACUACAGUGUAAGUCAUUGAGCGUGUGUGUGUGUGUGUGUGUGUGUGUGUGUGUGUGUGUGUGUGUGUGCGUGUGUGUGCGGGCGUUAGAUCGUUCAUGAUGUGUGAGAUUGAUUUCUUGCAUUGCAUUUGUGUUCACUGGUGUUUUUCUUUAAACACGCGUGUUAUAAAGUCAUUGGAAAGACAUAACAGUCAAAUAACAACCCAUUUUUUUUCCCCAACCAAAAAAUUAAUUCUGUCUCUCGGACAUUUACAAUUAAAGUAUACUCACAUUGCAUUAUUUUUGUAUUAUUAUUUUUUUGAUUUUGCUGUUUUUAUCGCCCAACUGUAGCAUUGUUUUUUUUUUCCAAGUUGUUACCAUUUUUUAAUUGUGUAAAAAAAAACCAAAAAAACUGCAGAUAAGAAAUAGACAAUUGCCAAUUGUAGUUAUAUUAUUUGUGAAGCCAGUCAUUUUUACUCAAUGUCUUCUCUCUUCUUUUUUUUUUUUGCAAGCUGCCCAUCUACUUUAAAACAUUU
Entelurus aequoreus (snake pipefish) is the source of this 2925-nucleotide messenger RNA. Its product is annotated as thymocyte selection-associated high mobility group box protein TOX-like. NCBI's taxonomy places the organism in Eukaryota, Metazoa, Chordata, Actinopteri, Syngnathiformes, Syngnathidae. Gene Ontology annotation, molecular function: chromatin DNA binding. Gene Ontology annotation, cellular component: nucleus. Gene Ontology annotation, biological process: regulation of transcription by RNA polymerase II. The coding region runs from base 178 to 1791 and encodes 537 amino acids. The transcript is spliced from 11 exons. The record is from RefSeq and is a predicted model, not a curated record.